AUGGGGCCGGCUGAUGCACUCCCCAAGGUUGCUGGACUGAAAAAAGCAGAGAAUCAUUUUGAUGCUAUUGUACGGGAGAUGAUGGAGAAGCACGAGAACACCAACCGGGAAAUGAUUGCCGAGUGGGCGGAUUUCGACCGUGACAGAAUGGAUGGGUGUGGGGGUAUCAAACAGGAGGCAGUCAUCAAGAAUGAGGAUAUCAACCAGGAAACGGAGGUCCAGGUGGGAUAUCGGGUGCAAUGUGCGGACUUCUUCGGGAUCGUAAAAUACAUCGGGCCUGUGGAAGGGAUGCAUGGCAUGUGGAUAGGUGUGGAAUGGGACGAUCCAAGUCGUGGGAAGCACGAUGGGUCGUAUUGUGGCACGAGGUACUUCAAGACCUUGCACCCAUCAUCUGGAUCCUUUGUGCGAGCAACAAAACUGGCAAAGCCACGCAGUGCUGAGGAGGCCAUUCAUCUUCAAUAUUGUCCAGAUGAGGAGCUUAAGCUCUUCACUCGUCAGGAAUUUGGUGCUCGAUUUCUUGAGUUUGUUGGCAUGGACAAGGUUGCCAAGAAGCAGAAGAACCUGGAACAGCUCCGUAUUGCCGACUUAUCCGGGUUGCAGGUCUCGCACGGGAAGCUGAGCCCCAUCGUGCCGCGAUUGCGGGAGCUAAACCUUUCGUUGAACCUGUUUAGAUCUUGGGACCAGGUGGUGCAAGUGGUCGAGGAUCUGCAGCAUCUCAGCACUCUCAUCCUGAGUGGAAACAGACUGCAGACUCCUCAGGUAACUCUGUCGGACUUUGAGGUGUGCCUCCCGUUGUCACUUGUGACCCUCGUGAUGAGUGGUUGUGAUCUCACCUGGACCGACGUCCUGUUCGUCGGGAAGAUGUGCCCCAACUUGAAGUCGCUUCAGAUCCCAAAUAAUAACAUCAUCUACAUGGAUAUGGUCCAGGAUAUGGACCUCAAUUCUCUUUUCCCUCACCUUGAAGAUUUGAAUUUGGAAGGUAAUGAGUUAAAAGACGAGCAUCUGUUUGCACGGCUGGGCGGUCUCGAACGUCUGACUUCGUUGAAUCUCUCACGAACACAGAUACAGGACCUGCCUAUAGCUCCUCCCAUGUUCCAGUCCUUGAAGUUCCUUUGUCUGGCUAAGAAUAACAUUUCAACAUGGGAAAGCAUCGACAAACUUUGUGAACUUAAAAAUCUGGAGAGCUUGGUUUUUUAUGGCAAUCCAGUUUGCCAGCUGCAGAGCGAAGAAAAUACCCGCCAGGAGAUCAUCGCCCGCAUAUCGAGCCUGACUUCCCUUAAUAGGUCCGAGAUCCCAAAGAAAGAGCGUGCUGGUGCCGAAAUCGACUACCUGAAGAGGUAUGGAAAGCUCUGGUUCGGCGACAGGGAACAUCUUCUCCGACUCCAUCCGACCUAUCGCCGCCUGGUGGAAGCCUACGGCCCGCCCGAGGAGAGCGAGCUGAGCUCGAGGCAGCACCGGGUACGAGACACCCUGGUCACGCUGCGCAUCGUCACCCCCCUGCAUCCCCCCGACCGUCCCGUGACGAAACGCGUCCCCGUGACCAUGACCGUCCAAAGCCUGAGGAACCUGGUCGGUCGGCUGGUGAGGCGCCCGGCGUACGCCCUCACCCUGGUCCUCCAGAGCUCCCAUAACCCAAAUGUGAAGGAGAAACUGGAUAAGGAUCAGGAGGAGCUCGACUUCUACAGCGUAGAGUCUGACGAUUUCCUCAUUGUGAGUUGGUGA
This is a messenger RNA of Darwinula stevensoni, 1722 nucleotides long. The record is from the annotation of a GenBank genome assembly. NCBI's taxonomy places the organism in Eukaryota, Metazoa, Arthropoda, Ostracoda, Podocopida, Darwinulidae.